AGUGUAGCACCGUCAUCCCUGUCAAAAUUUAUCAAUUUUCUCUUGUGGAGAUUGUUCGUGCAGGAUUUUCCGCCUAUUUUGAUACAUUUUACAAAUGUUAACUAGUGGAAAAUAUUAUUAGAUAGUUAGAUAAUACUUGAUAGGACAGAGUGCAUGUGUAAAAAUGAUAUUACUCGAAAUCAAUAACAAAAUAGUGGAGGAAACUCUGACAGUGAAAUUCAAAAAUGCUCUCGCUGGGCAGAGGCCGGAGUCGAUUGAUGUCAAAGUGGCGGAUUUUGAUGGUGUUCUCUUCCACAUUUCCAAUGUGAAUGGGGACAAGACUAAAGUGAGGACGAGUAUAUCGCUGAAGUUCUACAAGCAGCUCCAAGAGCACGGAGCCGAUGAGCUGCUGAGGCGAGAGUACGGGGAUUUGCUGACAGAUACCGAAGAUGGAUACAAUGUGUCGGUGCUGGUGGACUUGGAGAACAUCCCCGAGGAUUGGGAAGUGGUGGCGCAGAGGAUUGGCUUGCUGAAGAGGAACUGCUUCGCCUCCGUGUUCGAGAAGUACUUUGAUUUCCAGGAGCGCGGCGAGGAGGGUCAAAAGAGGGCCGUGAUCAACUAUCGCAAUGAUGAAACCAUGUAUGUUGAGGCGAAGGCUGACCGAGUGACUGUUGUCUUCAGCACGAUCUUUCGCGACGAGGAUGACGUGGUGCUGGGCAAGGUGUUCAUGCAGGAACUCCGCGAGGGUCGGCGAGCAUCGCACACGGCGCCACAGGUGCUCUUCUCUCAUCGCGAGCCACCACUCGAGCUCGCCAAUUCUGAUGCGCGUGUCGGCGACAACAUCGGCUAUGUCACCUUUGUCCUCUUUCCGCGGCACACAAACAAGGAGACGCGAGAUAAUACGAUAAAUUUGAUUCACAUGUUCCGACACUACUUGCACUAUCAUAUUAAGUGUUCGAAGGCGUACAUUCACUCCAGGAUGCGAGCAAAAACGACUGAAUUCCUCAAGGUGCUCAAUCGAGCUCGUCCUGAGCCAAAAAUUACAGAAAAGAAAACCAUAAGUGGUAGAACUUUUGUUAGAAAGGAAUGAUCAUGGGAUUUCAUCUAGUUCCAGCAGAGUAACUGAAAUCGAUGAUGAUCGAAGGUUUGUAUGAUAGAGCAAAGGCAAAAUAAGAAUGAAUAGAGGAUUGGAAGAGUAUAUAUGAUGGAGGGGAUGAGAAGGAAAUGUGGAGUAAUUAGCAAUUUCCAAUGAAAAAAGGAAGGUUUUUCAUUAAGUAAUAUUAAAAGAAAUGCAGUAAAGAAUCAUUUUACAUUUAGUCACAAUGUUCACAAUAUUGUAAAAUGUGAUUCUUAUUUGAUUUGUUUUUUUUUUAUCCUUUAACUAAAUGAAAAAAAUUGUAUAGUGCAGAAACGGGAUAAAUGCUAAUAGGCACAGAAAGUUUGAUAGGAUGCAAAAUGAGAAGAGAUUACAAUGCAUUUCAAUGUCCUUCAAUCCAUUCUUUGCGUCUUAUGAUGCGAAGAAGUGACAACGUAUGGAAAUUAUUCAAUUAAAAUUACCUAAUAUGAGAAUGAGAAAUGGAAAACGUAGUAUUAAAUAAGUAUGUUGACUAUUUGUUAAUAUAGAAUGAGAAAAUACUAUAUAUUCUUCAUAAUAAAAGCAACUAAGGAGCGAUAGAAAUGAAAUAAAAAUAAUAACGAACAGGUUUUUCUACAUAGAGAUGAUCCUUCAAGAUUUAUAACAUGAAAUUCAAACAAUCACUAAUUCACACCUCCCAAGCACUUAACUAAGAAAACAAUUUAUGAUUAUAGUGAGAGGCAUGGCAAAAAAUGCUACAUUAGAGGAUGAAGGAAAAGUAUAAUGUAAUUGAAAAAUUAUAUAUUUAGCAAAGAGUGAGGGAAAUUUAAUGCAAAAUCUGCACAAAAGUUGAGAAACAGAGUGUAAAAUUGACACGCGGAAUAGUAAUUUUUCCUCUCCCCUCAAGAUAUAAGGAAAUUGUGUGAGAAAAUGUGUCGAAGCUGCCAAAAAAUCCCAGAUUAUAAUCUUUAAAUUUUACAAUCAAUUAACGAGAAUAACA
Molecule: messenger RNA, 2054 nt
Organism: Phlebotomus argentipes
Lineage: Eukaryota; Metazoa; Arthropoda; Insecta; Diptera; Psychodidae
Gene: Arpc2
Product: probable actin-related protein 2/3 complex subunit 2
Exons: 6
Coding region: 164-1069 (301 amino acids)
Biological process (GO): actin filament polymerization; Arp2/3 complex-mediated actin nucleation
Cellular component (GO): Arp2/3 protein complex; actin cytoskeleton
Molecular function (GO): structural constituent of cytoskeleton; actin filament binding
Source: RefSeq, a predicted model, not a curated record